AAUCGGUAGUCAUCUCUAGUCGUCUCUGCACACAAGGAUCUCUUUGAAUCUAAAACAAAACAACAUCCGCCAACGCCACCGCUUCCCAUUGACAUACCUGACACUGCCAUGUUUCCUACCAAGGAAUCAGAACAGAUAUAAUAACAGCCAUAUUAAUGGAUGAGAUGGAAUGGCCCGAGACCAUUCAACGUCAUGCGAUGCAGUGCGACGCGCGGGGUGUGUUAUGUAUGCGCAUUGUUCAACGACAAUCACAGCCUUCAGGAUGCUCCCUUCAAGUCACAUCACAUUCCGUUUCCACAUCAACAGCAUGCUCACGCAGAUGGCAACGCAACCAAUCCUUCUUAAUAAGCAUCAUCAACCAUUCGGAACCGUGGAACCUAUCCGAACUUGUCGCUUGAGUUGCCUCGCUUGUCUUGGUACAGUGGACGAGACGAGACGACGACUCGCCGAGUAUCUCAAUGAGACGAUCCAUAGAUCGGCCCAAACUAGCGGUCCUCAACGCUUGACACCGCCCUUCCAGAACGUGGCACCAGCAUUAAUUACAGCCAGAUCUCGAAUAAGAUGAGCACUCUGCCACUUUCAGUACUGGGUUCCCUAAUCCGGUAGACCGUUCAAACCGCUCAUCUUCAACCGUCAGCCACUCACGGUACGCGCCUCCAAAAGAGACGCCGCCUCUCAUGGAAACUAUUCACUGAAGCCUCGACGCCCGGGUUUCAGGAGCCGGGGGCCCUUAUGCUUCGUGGAGCCUUUACGGGGGAGACCGAAGGCCCGGGCCCCAUGCUGGGCUCUGCGGGUGAGAAGCCGGAGGCCUUUUGUACAUAAACAACUGGGGACCUACGGGAGUCGAGGGAAUAAUAAAAACCCUCAAAUGGUCUCAGGGAGCAAGAAAACCCGAGACCAAAUAGAAGAUGCCAAAAUAAGCUCAUCAAGUAGGCCUCUAAGUUUAGGAUGAUUUCCCCCCUCCCAAGUCUUUUUGUCACUUGGGAUAAAGAUACUAGAUUUUCUUUCCUCCCUCAACAUGGCUCAAGCAUAAACAUGGCGUGGAGCAUGCAUGAUAGCGUGCUGCCCGCCGCACCGUCAAUUGCAAGUCGGUCUGUCUGUACCUGGGAGGCUUAGAUAAAGUUGACCAAUCCCAUUCCUGUC
Fusarium odoratissimum NRRL 54006 is the source of this 1143-nucleotide messenger RNA. RefSeq lists its product as uncharacterized. The coding region runs from base 170 to 565 and encodes 131 amino acids. The transcript has a single exon. The record is from RefSeq and is a predicted model, not a curated record. NCBI's taxonomy places the organism in Eukaryota, Fungi, Ascomycota, Sordariomycetes, Hypocreales, Nectriaceae.